This is a messenger RNA of Penicillium alfredii, 402 nucleotides long. RefSeq lists its product as uncharacterized. The transcript has 2 exons. Bases 1 to 402 code for a protein of 133 amino acids. Lineage: Eukaryota; Fungi; Ascomycota; Eurotiomycetes; Eurotiales; Aspergillaceae. The record is from RefSeq and is a predicted model, not a curated record.
AUGAAGCUUACUGCGACCGUCGCCCUGGUUGCCCUGGCUAUCUCUGCAGAAGCCAGCGCGUCUGAUUCCUCUGCCGCCAUUGUUGACAAGAGAUCGAACUGGAAGAAUUCGUUCGAUGGACAGAGGGUCUACAGGACCCCCGGGUGUGAACGCGAUGAUGGCGCGAGCUAUGCUUAUGUCUGGUCCAGAUGUGUGCCUUCCACCGAGCCUAACGGGAAGGAUGAGUUGGCCAGUGCAGGUGACUGGCUCGAGGGUCAGCCAUGGUGCUGGCUUGUUGAUAAAAACAGCAACUGGCAAAAGUGUGGUGGCUCUCAUGAAAUCGUUGACUGGGCCAUUCAGGAAUCAGCUUGCGCUACCAAGGAAAUGUCCCCUCGCGGUGGCUGCUCAAAGGACACUUAUUAG